AUGCCGAUUGUACAAUUUGCCCCGUUCUCAUCCCUCGUUCAGCCCACUCUAUGGCACGAGCUGACACGGUUGAAGCUUGAAGUACUACGCUUGUCCGAGGACUCUGUCCCGCUCACCGCGACGUAUUCGACUGGACGAACUAUAAAGGAUAGAAAUACCGGCCAAGAGGUCGCGCUUGGCUGCAACCUCAACGUCGGAGGGGAAGGGUUUGAAAAAGACCAUAGUUUGCCGUCCUUCUCCGUCGCCGCGCGAGGCGUGUUGAAGAAUUACAACACGAUCGAAGACUUCAAGAAGGCAGAUAAGCACGCGCUAUUCAACCAAACCGCAGACGAGAUUUGGGAGAGCAUCACCACCAAACGCGAUACUUCUGCCCUCACCCGUUUCCUCGUGAUCACUUUCGCAGACCUCAAGAAAUACAAAUAUUACUACUGGUUUGCGUUCCCGGCAUUGGUUGCUAAGCCUUCCUGGGAGAUCGCGAAUGACUGGACAGGCGCUCAGGAAGCAUUCUCGGCAGACCAGGUGAGCUUAUCGUCGAUUCACGAUAGAAUAGUCGCAUCUCCGUCAGCCUUUUUCCUCGUCCGUCCAUCUUCGGAGGGCACCGGCGUAGACAUCGCACCCGUGGAAGAAUAUACCUCUUUCUUCGCGAAUGUCUCGUCUGAAUCUCAAACGGUCGCGUUCAUCGAUCCAUCUCCUCAUCUGUCCAACCCAGGCUGGCCCCUCCGCAACCUCCUCGCCUGUCUCCGCGUCUGGUAUCCCGACUCGACAGGCACCGUCCGCGUGCUCUGCUGGCGCGACUCUGAGAAGCCCCACGAAGGUGCGCAGUGGCGCAGUCGCUUCGGUGUUUUGAGCGCGGCGGCGCAAGGGCAGGGAAAGCCGAGCGCGGUUGGGUGGGAGAAGAAUGCACAGGGCAAGCUUGGCGCGCGGGUCGCAGAUUUGGCGCCGAUGAUGGAUCCGACGAGACUCGCUGAUCAAGCUGUCGAUCUGAACCUGAAGCUCAUGCGGUGGCGUAUCUUGCCCUCUCUGGAUCUGGAGAAGGUCGCCGCGACGCGCUGUUUGCUCCUCGGUGCAGGCACCCUCGGGUGCUACGUUGCGCGCACGCUCAUGGGUUGGGGCAUUCGCACGAUCACACUCGUUGAUUCCGCGCGCGUGUCCUUUUCAAACCCGGUCCGCCAGCCCUUGUUCGAAUUUGAGGAUUGUUUGAACGGCGGAAAGCCUAAGGCACAAUGCGCCGCGGACCGUUUGAAGAAGAUUUUCCCUGGUGUAAAUGCAACUGGACACUCCCUCUCCAUUCCUAUGCCGGGUCACCCGAUCCCUCCUGGCUCCACCGAACAGGCCAAAGCAGAUGUCGCAGCGCUGGAGAAACUCGUGGAUGAGCACGACGCCGUCUUCUUGCUGAUGGACUCGCGGGAGAGUCGUUGGCUCCCAACCGUGCUUGGUGCGGCGAAGGGCAAGAUCGUAAUGAAUGCUGCGCUUGGAUUCGACACCUUCCUCGUGAUGCGUCAUGGGGCGCGCAAGGCUCCAACCGAUGGACAUCGGCUGGGAUGCUAUUACUGCAACGAUAUCGUAGCACCCGCAGAUUCGCUGACCGAUCGCACGCUUGAUCAAAUGUGUACGGUCACGCGUCCUGGCCUCGCUUCCAUCGCAGCAUCUACCGCAGUCGAGUUGCUCGUGUCCCUCCUGCAGCACCCACUUGGGAUUGACGCGCCUCCCCCUCCUAUCGGCGACAAAGGUGUCUCGGAUGAGGCUGCAACAGGUGUGCUCGGGCUCGUCCCGCACCAGCUGCGAGGCUUCCUUGCACAGUUCAGGAAUAUGCCGAUCGUGGGCGCUGCGUACUCCCGGUGUACGGGAUGCAGCGAGACCGUCAUCAAUGCGUAUGAGACGCAAGGCUUUGAUAUGCUGCUCAAGGCGUUCAACGAGCCCGGAUACCUUGAGGCGCUGACGGGGCUCGAUCAGCUACACGCAGAAGGCGAGGCGGCGCUAGAGGCUGUCGAUUGGGAAGAAGAUGCUGAGGACGACUUUUAAUGACACGAUGUGAUCAUGAAAGGGUUGGGAAGAUGUGAAUGUGUUCAUCGAGCUCUGGAAUUUGGAUACCCCCGUUAAGUGUUGUAAUAUACUUACUGUAGUGCGUGUCUUGUGUACUGAGGAAUGUAACUUGUUGAUCUGCUG
Heterobasidion irregulare TC 32-1 is the source of this 2166-nucleotide messenger RNA. RefSeq lists its product as uncharacterized. Gene Ontology annotation, molecular function: Atg12 activating enzyme activity; Atg8 activating enzyme activity. The transcript has 12 exons. Gene Ontology annotation, biological process: autophagosome assembly; piecemeal microautophagy of the nucleus; protein modification by small protein conjugation. Bases 1 to 2022 code for a protein of 673 amino acids. Lineage: Eukaryota; Fungi; Basidiomycota; Agaricomycetes; Russulales; Bondarzewiaceae. The record is from RefSeq and is a predicted model, not a curated record. Gene Ontology annotation, cellular component: cytoplasm; phagophore assembly site.